Molecule: messenger RNA, 1218 nt
Organism: Ipomoea triloba (trilobed morning glory)
Lineage: Eukaryota; Viridiplantae; Streptophyta; Magnoliopsida; Solanales; Convolvulaceae
Exons: 5
Coding region: 336-968 (210 amino acids)
Source: RefSeq, a predicted model, not a curated record
CAAGAAAAGGUUGUUCACUUGUUGCCCAACGCUUCUCUCUUCCAGGUCUUCCAUUCCCCAUCCAAUUCUUUAACCCUGCAUCGAGCACAUCACCAUUUCCCCUUUUUACUCGGAAAUUUUGCUCCAAAUAACUUGUCUUACUCCACUGUCACACUAAUCUUCUGCUAUAAGCUUUGCUCCCACACACAUUAUAUUAUCAAUUACAGUUUCUUAAUGACAAACACCUCGUAAUACACAGCCAUAAUCUCGUAAUUUUAGUUAUCUAUAUAUACAAGAAGCCAAAUCGUUACCAAAGUGUGUUACGUUAGUUGUUCGUUCAAUUCCCAGAAAAUUAAAUGGAAUUCUCAUCAGCUGCCAUGAAUCAUUGGGUUCUACGUCUAGCAUUGAGCUUCAUCCUCGUUUCCCAUUCCAGAUUAGGAGUGGGAGGGGACUAUGAUCAGCCUCACACGGGUGCCUCGGGAGUUCUUGGGAAUGAAUAUAUACCCAGUAAUGGAGGGGGCAAUGGAUAUUCAUCGGAAAAUGGAGGCGGCAAUGGAUAUUCAUCGGAACAUGGAGGAUCCUACGGUCAUGAAAAUCCAGAUUAUGUUAUCUCCAAAGCCCUCUUAUGUUUCGAUGAGAAGAAUAUAUAUAGCAGCUGUGAAGAAGCUUACAGAUUAAGUGCGAGUGGAGAGCUUCAUGUGCCACCGGAUUGCACAGAUGAAUUCUGCAAUGGAGCUUGCUUAAAAGAAACUGACCUCAUCCUUCAUUGCAUCGAAACUGUUCUUUCAGACUUUGAGUUUUACAACAAGGCUACCAUCAAUGAUGUGAGGCAUACCAUCAAAGAAGGAUGCAGCUAUGGCCCUAACAGAGGUAAUUUUGAUGUGGCUGAGCAUCUUCAAUAUGAAGAGAACAAUGCAUUCCAGGCUAAUUACAAGGCUGUCUUGCACAACCUUAGUCUCAUGGUUUUGGCUCUGUGGUUCUUCCUCUAGAGCUUAUUAUUGUCAGAAUAGAUGAAGAAGGGAUCUCUGUGGUAUUAUGUGAAGAAAAAAAAAAUACUUUCUAUUACAUGACUGAAGGUUUUAGAAUAGUUGUGAUUCCAUAACAACUACUAAAUAAUUUUAUUAAUUCUAGUUUCAUGUUCCUAAUAUUGAUUUUGGAAAGUCAUUAUACUGUGUCAUAUGAUUUAAUUAGUAGAAUGAUUGAUACUAUAUUCACGGAUAACUAAUAAAUAUAAACAUU